UAUCAAGUGAUCUGCUUUGAAGUCAGUAUGCCUGAUCCAGCCAAGUCCGCGCCUGCUCCCAAGAAGGGCUCCAAGAAAGCGGUGACCAAGACCCAGAAGAAGGGGGAUAAAAAGCGCCGCAAGACCCGCAAGGAGAGUUACUCCAUUUAUGUCUACAAGGUGCUGAAGCAGGUUCACCCCGACACCGGCAUCUCUUCGAAGGCCAUGGGCAUCAUGAACUCCUUCGUCAAUGACAUCUUCGAGCGCAUCGCUGGGGAGGCGUCUCGCCUGGCGCAUUACAACAAGCGCUCCACCAUCACCUCCCGGGAGAUCCAGACCGCCGUGCGCCUGCUGCUGCCCGGGGAGCUGGCCAAACACGCCGUGUCCGAGGGCACCAAGGCGGUGACUAAGUACACCAGCUCCAAGUAA
Terrapene triunguis (Three-toed box turtle) is the source of this 408-nucleotide messenger RNA. RefSeq names its product histone H2B 8-like. NCBI's taxonomy places the organism in Eukaryota, Metazoa, Chordata, Testudines, Emydidae. Bases 28 to 408 code for a protein of 126 amino acids. Gene Ontology annotation, molecular function: structural constituent of chromatin; DNA binding; protein heterodimerization activity. The record is from RefSeq and is a predicted model, not a curated record. Gene Ontology annotation, cellular component: nucleosome. The transcript has a single exon.